Molecule: messenger RNA, 1455 nt
Organism: Dinoponera quadriceps
Lineage: Eukaryota; Metazoa; Arthropoda; Insecta; Hymenoptera; Formicidae
Product: tyrosine-protein phosphatase non-receptor type 23-like
Exons: 4
Coding region: 1-1455 (484 amino acids)
Source: RefSeq, a predicted model, not a curated record
AUGCAUCUGAAAAGUUGUUGCGCACUGCUUCUGCUGGCACUAGUUGCCUGCCAGGCUGCACCAUCCACGUCCAAGAACAUCGAGAAGAAAUCGAUCAGUGAGAAGGCGAGCAAGAUCGAGAAAGAGGAUAUGAAGUUGGAAGAUUUUGGCCUGGAUAAGGACAGAACGAAGAAAUCGACGACGUUUUGCGUGGAGGUUCACGAUGGAGUAAAACAAAACGUUCCCUGUACAGAGCAACAACAGCCUCUAGUUCUAGUCCAGCCUGAGUUUCCCCAGCAGACGUUAAUGCAACAUUCGGCCCUUCAUCUUCCCGCUCAGGUCCCUGAAACAAAACUCGUGCCAGCAGCAAUUCCGCAGCCCUUCCACGUGAUCCAAGCGCAACCACAACCGACCUUACACGUGCAGCAAGUUGCUCAACCAAUUCCUCAGCCAAUUCCUCAGCCAAUUCCUCAGCCAGCUCCCCAACACGUGAUCUACAUGCAAUCCCCACAACCUGCUCAAACUCCCACACCUCCACAAGCUCCCAUCGUCAACAUCUUAACGCCUCCCGCCGCUCCCUGCAAUGUUAUGCCGGCUCCGACGGUGAUCCGCGAGGAACAGAAACACGAGCAUCAUGCGAAAAUCGAGCAUCAUGCAACACCAGCAUCACCAGAAAUACGGGAACCAGAACAGAAACUAAGGCCGAUAGCUAUACAACAAGCUGUGGAAAUAUUGCCAAUGGAAUCUCCAGUCAAGCAAGAUUUGUACGUCUUAAGGCCCAGACCCGUGCAACUAUAUCCUGAAAAAUUGGCCGUGCAGGUGACCGAGUUGGAACAACCUCAGCCUUUAGCCGAGGCACAGUGCAUCUGCGCCCAUAAGGGACACUCGAAUCCAGCUUGGCCUAGGACACAUCACAAAGUGCACGAGCAUCAUGUUGUAGUAGAGCCUAAAGUCGGGCCUUCUCCAUUGUUCCUAACGCCCCCCUGUCCUUACCACUUAUCGAGUCAGCCGACUGUUUUAGGAGAAUACCCGGGAAAUACGUACGGUGACACGAUAAUUUCGGUGCAUCAGCAACCUCUGCGCCCAUACUAUCUCAACACAUAUCCUAAUAUGCGUCCCCUGAGUUCACUUCCUGAGUAUACAUCUUAUCCUGUGAAAACCUACAAUUCUCACCCAUACGCACAAAGUGUCACUGUGAAUGCAUUCAAUGACCAGAUAGGAACUUUUCGCCAGGCACAAUCGACCCCGCAAAAACUUAUGGAGAACAAUAAAUCAGAGAAAGGACCUCCAGAUGCUCCCACAACGAUCAAACUCCCUAAGGUCCUUGUCUAUCCGGCAGCGAGCAAACGAGAAGCUGAUUCGAUACAGUUAGAGAAGCACCAGCAAGCAAAUAUUGUGCAGGAGCAAGCAAAUUUCGUGGAGUCGGACAAAACAGCCGUGGAGUUGAAGUUCGGCGAACAGCAAACCACGAAGUGA